Molecule: messenger RNA, 2472 nt
Organism: Aspergillus viridinutans
Lineage: Eukaryota; Fungi; Ascomycota; Eurotiomycetes; Eurotiales; Aspergillaceae
Product: putative C6 transcription factor
Exons: 4
Coding region: 1-2472 (823 amino acids)
Biological process (GO): positive regulation of transcription by RNA polymerase II; DNA-templated transcription
Molecular function (GO): zinc ion binding; sequence-specific DNA binding; DNA-binding transcription factor activity, RNA polymerase II-specific
Source: RefSeq, a predicted model, not a curated record
AUGGCCACACAUUCGAGUCCGCUGGAAUCACAUCCACGAUUUACAAAUCCGUGGAAGGAGCAAUCCGACAAAUCAUCACAGCAGAUAGGAGAAGCUCCCGACGGGCGGAUUGCGCAUACACUGACUGCGUGUACCAGGUGCCGACAGCGAAAAUCUAGGUGCGAUCCAGGUAUUCCAAGAUGCUCCCCGUGCGAACGCAGUAACGCCAAAUGCGUAUACUACGAUUCCGCCCGCAAGUGCACCAUACCGAGAACAUACAUUAUCUCCCUGCGUGAAAAGGCUCACAUGUUAGAGAAAGAAUUGGCCGAUCUGGAGAAAGAUAUUCAACAUGCUGCAGAUGCCGAGCUCAUGGUCCGAGAGGCGGGGCGCAUUCGAUUCAAAGAAAAUGAUGAGUCGAGGUACCUUGGGCCAUCCAGCGGUAUCGCAAUUACUCGUUUGGUCAUGGAGAUGGCCAAGCAGAACACAGACUCAAAAAGCAUCAAAGAUGUUGUUCCUGAGUUCACAGCACAGGAGAUCAAAGCAGCAUUUGCGCUAGAAAGCUCUAAACCGACAUCGAAAGUUUACCCCAUGAUCAGCUCAAUCCCUCAGCCUAAUUUACCCCCGCGUAAUCUGACUUAUCGACUGAUUGAUGUAUUUGUAGUCAAGGCGCAAGCGAUGCUGCCGACCCUGCACGAGCCUUCUUUUCGCCAGGAGGUUGAACAGGUCUUCAAUGGCUUUGAUGACCCUUGCCUCAAUUUCCAACUCCGCAUGGUCAUCGCCAUCAGCAUGCAAAAAAUGAGCACCGAGUAUGCAGGACUGGCUGACAGUUACUACUUGGCAGCACUGCCAUAUUUAGAGGCAUCCCUUAGGCGAAUGGAUCUUAGGGCUCUGCAAUGCCUCGUCCUCAUAGCCCAAUACUCUAUGCUGACGCCCACAAGAACGGCUGCGUACUGGGUUGUCGGGAUGGCGGUCAAACUCUGUCAAGACCUCGGCCUGAGCGAAGAAGCGACAGUUACCAAGUCGCCGGAUGGGCGGCCAUUGGACCCGUUGGAGGUUGACAUGCGAAGACGGUUAUUCUGGAUUGUCACCUCGAUGGAACUCGGCCUCGCGCAUAGUCUUGGUCGGCCAAGUUGCUAUUCCAUCCCCCAUGAUUAUAUCAACGUCAAAUUCUUCGAACUUGUGGACGAUCGAUACAUCACAGCCGAUGGAAUUCUUCCAGGAGGCACACCAAUCUUAGCCAAGUGCAUAGCCAUCCACUUUUUCAAGAUGAGAUUGCUACAGUUAGAGAUACGGCGAACUCUGUAUUUGAACAAGCGUGACACCCCUGCGAAUGAUCAAGACCCGUGGUUCUCGCAGAUGCUAGCCAAGCUUGACCACUGGGUGGCUUCUUGUCCUAAGAACGAUGGCGGUAGCGGAUUGAGCGAAAAAUGGUUUCAUGGCAGACGGAAUACGAUGAUCGUCUUCAUGUUCCGACCAUCCCCUCAAGUUCCCGAACCCUCUGUUGAGGCUGCACGAAAAUGCUAUGAAGCGUCGGUGUUCAAUGUUGCAAUGCAACGAGAGCAAAUCGCCACUAGGUCUGUUGAUUUGACCUGGAUUUUCACACAAUCACUCUUUAUGGCGCUCAAUACCAUUCUCUGGUCCCUAUCGUACCCCGAUAUUCGAAGGGAGCAUCCCAUAGAGGAGGUCAGGGCUCAUCUCGACGUCGCUUUGGAAGCGAUGAUGCUUGCUGCGGAGAGGUGGCCCGGGGUUGAGUCCGCUUUGCUGCUGUACAAAAAUCUUGUGACUGCAUGCCUCAAGGCUUAUAAUACUGAUGAGUCGUUUGUCGUUCAUUCGCCCUCUAACCAUGCAACACCGUCGUCUACGCAGGACGUGAUGACUCCGCCUUCCAUUUCCAGCCCUUCUAGUACGACAACUUCAUUCCGAGCUGGAAAUCAUUCAAUUCAUGACACUGUGUCAGUCGGCACUGUCUCAAGAGGACACUCCGCGGACCCGACUUUCCCAUACUCACAAGCGUCUCCGGCUGCAGCCGUGAGAGCCGAGUCACAAAAGCCUCCAUCCUACUCACAUUGGGAGACUGAACCCCCUCCAUUGCAACCGUCCGACUCGAAUUCUACGCAGGCCUCAUACACACCUCAGGGGUACACCGAGUCAUCCACCGUAUUCUCCGAUGUCCCUUUCAAUCCCACAACACCAUUUAAUUCAUUUCCUUCAGUAGUUCCGGGGUUGCCCGGUUGGGAUCCUAAUUUCACUGUUGCCUCGACGACAGCGAGCCAUUUGACCCACGUUGAUGCUGCCGUUGACCCAAUGCGCUGGAUGGACACGAUCGAUGAUCAAUAUUCUCAGUAUUUCAAUGGAGCUUAUCCCAUUCCACCAUGGCGAGGAAGGACGCUCAGUCAGCAAGAGCAGAUUGAGCUUAUGGCAUCAUUGGAGGAAAAUAUCCCCGACGUCUCCGCACAACUUGUGAGAGAGUCGGCCACAUUUUAUCAGUCAUGA